AGUGGGGCUGUCGGAGCGGGGCGGCCGUGUAGCUCACGGGAACUAGCUGUCGUGGGGGUGGAGGGGACUCGAGUGGCGGCUGCGUGGGGUGCAGGGCGGGUGGCUGCACGGCUGCACCUUCCUCGCGGAGCUCGGAGCCGACUUGGAGCAAUUGCGGUGAGGCGACAGCCCCGGCGCACACCCGAGAAGAAGCGGCCGUGGCAGCGGUGGCGGCGGCCCCAGCCAUGCUGUGCUAUGUGACGAGGCCGGACGCGGUGCUGAUGGAGGUGGAGGUAGAGGCAAAAGCCAACGGCGAGGACUGUCUCAACCAGGUGUGCAGGCGUUUGGGAAUCAUAGAAGUUGAUUAUUUUGGGCUGCAGUUCACGGGUAGCAAAGGUGAAAGCUUAUGGCUGAAUCUGAGAAACCGGAUCUCUCAGCAGAUGGAUGGGCUGGCACCUUACCGGCUUAAACUGAGGGUCAAGUUCUUUGUGGAGCCUCAUCUCAUCUUACAGGAGCAGACAAGGCAUAUCUUUUUCUUGCACAUUAAAGAGUCCCUCUUGGCAGGCCACCUCCAGUGCUCCCCAGAGCAGGCAGUGGAUCUUAGCGCCCUCCUGGCACAGACCAAAUUUGGAGACUACAACCAGAACACCGCCCAAUACUGCUAUGAGGAUCUGUGUGAGAAAGAGCUCUCCAGCUCCACUUUGAACAGCAUUGUUGCGAAGCAUAAGGAGCUGGAGGGCAUCAGCCAGGCUUCUGCAGAGUACCAGGUUCUGCAGAUCGUGUCAGCCAUGGAGAACUAUGGCAUAGAGUGGCAUGCCGUGAGGGACAGCGAAGGGCAGAAGCUCCUCAUCGGGGUUGGACCUGAAGGCAUCUCAAUCUGUAAAGAGGACUUUAGCCCCAUUAACAGGAUAGCUUAUCCUGUGGUGCAGAUGGCCACCCAGUCAGGAAAGAAUGUCUACUUGACCGUCACCAAGGAGUCCGGCAACAGCAUCGUGCUUCUGUUUAAAAUGAUCAGCACCAGGGCAGCCAGUGGGCUCUACCGAGCCAUCACCGAAACGCACGCAUUCUACAGGUGUGACACAGUCACCAGCGCCGUCAUGAUGCAGUACAGUCGUGACUUGAAGGGCCACUUGGCGUCUCUGUUUCUGAAUGAAAACAUUAACCUUGGCAAGAAAUAUGUCUUCGAUAUCAAAAGAACAUCCAAAGAGGUCUAUGACCAUGCCAGGAGGGCUCUGUACAAUGCCGGGGUUGUGGACCUUGUCUCGAGAAACGACCAGAGCCCUCCCGGCUCACCUCUGAAGUCCUCCGACAGCAGCAUGAGCUGCAGCAGCUGCGAGGGCCUCAGCUGCCAGCAGACCCGCCUGCUGCAGGAGAAACUGCGCAAGCUGAAGGAAGCCAUGCUGUGCAUGGUGUGCUGCGAGAGGGAGAUCAACUCUACCUUCUGCCCCUGUGGCCACACUGUGUGCUGUGAGGGCUGUGCAGCCCAGCUGCAGUCCUGUCCGGUCUGCAGAUCACGUGUGGAGCAUGUCCAGCAUGUCUACCUGCCCACCCACACCAGUCUUCUCAACCUGACUGUCAUCUAAUGCGUCCUGUGCUUACUGGACAAGCCAUGUCCCCACAAGCUGCAGCAUUGUAAAUUAUAAGAAUAAUAACUUUGUGAAGAGAUAUCUCACUCACAAUACCCAUCUGCCAUGAGACAUUUUCAGAAACAAGGAAGAAAGGAAAAACAAGAAUACCAUCACACCUCUUCCAUGAUGUGAUGCAACAGUCCCUGUGACAACCAGGAAGAGCUCUGGUACAUGGACACAUUCCUUGGACUUUGGGGUUUUUUUGUUUUUUGUUUUUGUUUUUCUUUUAAUGAUCAAGUAAAGGAGUAGAUAAAAUCGUCUUUGUCAGUCAAGUGGCAACGUUGCCCAACAGUGGGCACCUUUUAGGAAAUUAUGUCAUAUGUCUCCUUCACUUUUCCCGAGGCAGCAGAUUUUGUAAGAGUUUUAAGGAUUUCCUUGGUUCUUUUUGUAUGGUCAUGGCACGCUGAACAUUUUUAAUGGGGAUUUUUUUUUCUUAAAGAAAUAGUCCUCAUUAUAAAGUUAUUUCCAUCUUUAUAACUCGUUCAAGAACAACUGGAAAGCUAGCAGACUGAAAAAGCCAUCCCGUGACUUCUCAAGGGUUGACAGCAAUGUUGUCAGAUUGGAACCAGUCUGGCUGAAAGCCAACAGGUAACUCACCGUGGGUGACUUCUUUCCUAGCCCUUCUGUCUCCCUCACUCCGCACCCCACACCUUUCACCGAGAAAAAUGCUACCAGUUUGGUUAAAAGACAGACAUGGCAUAGCCAAGCACUCCCUGGGCUUUUGAGAUUAGAAAGUGAGAGUGGCUUCCUUAGAAGGAAAAAGCUGAGAGAGGGAGAGAGAGAGAGAGAGAGAGAGAGAGAGAGAGAGAGAGAGAGAGAGAGAGAGAGAGAGAGAGAGAGAGAGAGACCCAGUGUGCCAGUGCCGAGUGGUUCUUCACUUCCCCGUGCACUCCCUGCAGCUGCACCCGUGGGUGUUGCCUUGCUUGAAGAUCAAACUUUCUACAGCCUUAUAGGUUUCUAGAUAGUAUCUCCUUUUUGUGUUUGUCUUAUUUCCCUUUGUUCAUGUCUUCCUAAGUUAGUGCUUCCGUAUUCAUUGUACUGCCCCCUCAGUGUCUUCCAGAGAUGGGGCUACUUCAUUAUGUUUCCAUAUUCUGAAUCCUGUUUUCAUCCCCCACUUGGGCAUUUUGGAAGCUAGUGAGCUAGGGGUUUUCUAGGGUGUCAGGAAACCUAGUUGACCUCAUCGGGUGCAAUACUAGCUAAGUUAAAGCUAGAAACCUACACUGUCACUUUACUGAGAUUUCUGAGUCUACGUUUCAUAUUGCCUUAAUGUAGCAGUAAUGUGUUUAUGCAUUUGUUUCUUUGCACAGACAUUUUGUCAGAUAUUAAAACUCUACUUUUUUAUGGCACAUAUUAGCAUAUAAGCCUUUAUUCCAAGAGGUAUUUAUUUUUUCACUUGUAAAAAAAAAAUAAUGUUUCCACAUUUAAAAAAAAAACCAACUCUGUUAUAUCCUAGAGGACUUCUGUCUUUUAUAUUCAGGAUAAUAAAGACUUUAAAGCAAAGUGA
Molecule: messenger RNA, 3111 nt
Organism: Grammomys surdaster
Lineage: Eukaryota; Metazoa; Chordata; Mammalia; Rodentia; Muridae
Gene: Mylip
Product: myosin regulatory light chain interacting protein
Exons: 7
Coding region: 225-1562 (445 amino acids)
Biological process (GO): ubiquitin-dependent protein catabolic process
Cellular component (GO): cytoskeleton
Molecular function (GO): ubiquitin-protein transferase activity; cytoskeletal protein binding
Source: RefSeq, a predicted model, not a curated record